Messenger RNA from Hyposmocoma kahamanoa, 1142 nucleotides. RefSeq names its product 2-oxoglutarate dehydrogenase, mitochondrial-like. Gene Ontology annotation, biological process: tricarboxylic acid cycle. The annotation marks the transcript as partial. The record is from RefSeq and is a predicted model, not a curated record. NCBI's taxonomy places the organism in Eukaryota, Metazoa, Arthropoda, Insecta, Lepidoptera, Cosmopterigidae. Gene Ontology annotation, molecular function: oxoglutarate dehydrogenase (succinyl-transferring) activity; thiamine pyrophosphate binding. The transcript is spliced from 6 exons. Gene Ontology annotation, cellular component: oxoglutarate dehydrogenase complex; mitochondrion.
AAAUACUUUUUCUAAAAGCUUUAUCACUUUUUUUAUCAGGCAUCACGUAUACCAUCAUCAAGGCGUAGACGGCGCGACGUAUCGCGUUCUCGACACCAUCUACCCCGAUCAAGCGGAGUAUCAUCUACAUAAUAGCUCCUUGUCCGAAUAUGGUAUCCUGGGCUUCGAAACCGGAUAUUCCUACUCAAGUCCACACUGCCUGGCGAUCUGGGAAGCACAAUACGGCGAUUUCGCAGACACUGGACAGGCAAUGUUCGACACAUUCAUCUGCAAUGGCGAGAGCAAAUGGAUUUGUCAAUCGGGCGUCAUAAUGCAACUACCACAUGGCAUUGAUGGAGCUGGUCCUGAGCACUCAUCGGCACGCCCUGAGCGCUAUUUGAUGCAGUGCGAUGACGAUGAAGACGCGUUACCCUCACUCGAUGACAAAGAUUUAGAAUUGAAGCAGUUACGCGCGUGCAAUUGGAUCGUAUGCAACGUGACAACCCCUGCGAACUACUUCCACUUGAUCAGACGCCAGAUUGCGAUGCCGUUCCGUAAACCACUCGUGCUGUUCACGCCGAAGGUCGGCCUUAAGCAUCCGUACUACCGGUCACCCUUCAAAGACUUCUUACUCGGCACUCGCUUCCAGAGAGCGAUUCCUGAAUCCGGACCAGCGUCUAAAAAUCCUGAAGGUGUGAAAAAGCUAAUAUUUUGUUCCGGAAAAGUGGCCAUCACAAUUGACGAACUUCGCAAAGAGAAGAAAUUAGAAGACAAGAUUGCCAUGUGUCGAAUAGAACAGAUGUAUCCGUUCCCAUACGAUAUAUGCCUGAAAGAAGCAGCGAAGUAUUCUAAAGCGAAGGUGGCCUAUUGUCAAGAGGAGCAUAAGAAUUGCGGACCCUUGUUCUUCGCCAGGCCUAGACUCCGGAAUCUUUUGGGGACAGAAAUCGAAUGUAUCACGAGACCACCUAGUCCAGCCUCUGCCACUGGAAUCAAGUGGAUUUUUCAGAAGGAACUCAAGGAACUCAAAGAAAACAUUAUCGCUGGUGUAGAUGGCGCUGGACCACCUCCGUCUAGCCCAAAAAAGCCAUGCUAGUUUCUGUCUUGGUUUGUUCGUUCGUCAUUAGUCUUUAUCGUCCUAAUUCGUAUCGUCUGACCUAAUCCGC